Molecule: messenger RNA, 1546 nt
Organism: Cuscuta europaea
Lineage: Eukaryota; Viridiplantae; Streptophyta; Magnoliopsida; Solanales; Convolvulaceae
Source: the annotation of a GenBank genome assembly
CUGCGGAUUUAGGCUCUGCUUCUGGCCCAAUCUCUGCUUCUUCUCAUUUUCCGCACAUUCCGAUCAUUCUGAAUGUCAACAGCCCGCCGGAGUUUCUCUACAGUUCUAACUAUGUCUCAUUCUUUCAUAAACAGACCGGUUCAUAACGUACUUAACCGAGUGCUUACUAUUCCAACUCCAGUUCACCAUCGGUCAAUUUCGACAUUGGCUUUCAAUGAAGUCCGGUCAUCCCCAGACCGGCAAUGCACUUCCACAGCUUUCGUUCUUCACGGCCUCUUAGGCUCCGGUCGCAAUUGGCGUUCCUUCUCUCGCUCUCUCCUGUCCUCUCUCCCCCCUGAAUGGAGGAUGGUUCUGGUAGACCUUAGAAAUCACGGUGGGUCGGCAGAGAUUGGAGGCUUUGAACCGCCUCACACGAUGGAAAAUGCUGCGAAUGAUGUGGCCAAUUUGAUCCAAUCUCAAGGCUGGGAUUGGCCUGAUGUGGUUAUUGGCCACUCAAUGGGCGGCAAGGUCUCCAUGCAGUUUGCUCAGAGCUGUUCUCGCGGUGAUUAUGGCCAAUCAGCUCAAUUGCCAAAGCAGGUAUGGAUUUUGGACUCAGUUCCUGGAAAAGUGGGCCGUGACAACAGUGAUGGAGAAGUUGAGAAAGUUCUGCACACCUUGAAGGGAUUACCUUCAUCUAUACCCUCACGGAAGUGGUUGGUAGAUUCCUUGCUGAAACUUGGGUUUUCAAAGGCGUUAUCAGAAUGGCUGGGCAGUAAUCUCAAGAAAUCGGGAGAUGAAUUAACUUGGACAUUCGAUUUAGAUGCAGCUUUCCAAAUGUUUAAUUCUUACUGGGAGACUGAUUAUUGGCCUUUAUUGGAGCAUCCACCCAAAGGUACAGAGAUAUCUAUCGUUCGUGCAGACAAAAGUGAUCGGUGGGAGGAAGAGGUCAUCAAACGGCUGGAAAGCCUUGCCAGCAGAAAUACCAAUGAAGGUGAAGGCAGGUUCUCAUAUCAUGUUCUUCCUGAUUCUGGGCAUUGGGUUCAUGUUGAUAAUCCCCAGGGACUCCUUCAUAUUGUGGCUCCGAAACUGUCCACUCUGGUUUAGCCAUACACCCUCAGAUCUAUAUCCUGAUUUGCUAUUUUUGUGAUUCAUUCCUGGAAAACUGGAAGGAAUUAUUUUAUUCUUUUAGGCUAUGUUUGGAACCUGGACAAUACUAGGGAAAUAAAAUGAAAUGCUGAGGAAAGUUAUUUUCUUAUGUUUGAUUUUAUUUUAAAAAAUGAAUAUCAUAUUGCUCCUAAAGAAGUUUACAUCAGGGUUGAGGGGUGGCUUGCAUUGAAGUUAUUCCUUCACAAAGGAUUUAUUUUUAAAGGUUUUUCCUAAAGUAUUUCAUGGAGAAUGUAAUUUGCUACAUUUGAGAUUUUGGUGUUAUUUGAUUGUGGGUGACUGUGUGCUACUUAAUUUGUAAACUUGUUCUAGAACUUUUGGUUUUCUGUAGCUCAAACAAUGUUUUGAUUUUUUGUUUUGAAUGUUUUCCUACAUUAUGGUGCUACUGAUUUUUUAGUACGAG